Messenger RNA from Cotesia congregata, 1410 nucleotides. The record is from the annotation of a GenBank genome assembly. Lineage: Eukaryota; Metazoa; Arthropoda; Insecta; Hymenoptera; Braconidae.
AAUAAUUGCUCAACAAAUAACAGUAAUUCCAAUAGUCAACAAUGGAAAAAGUACAUCGAAGCCGGGGCUGCACGAGACAGAGAACGAGACAAGGAAGGAGCGCCGUCGAGUCCUAGUCCCUCUAGACGAUCACAGGACAAACACAGAAAGCAGGCCAUGGCUGAGUACACCAACGGAGAAAAGCCACAGAAAGUUUCGUCUGGCACGUCGACAAACAGCAGUAGCAAGGUCAGAGGAGUUCCUCAGAGCUUUGGAUACGUUAAAAGACACAGUGCUGGUACCAGUCCAAGUCCGAAUGGAGUCCAGAAUGGCAAAGACGCCACUAGGACUGCUCAAGUCAGUGCUGUGCCACGGACUAAGGUUAAAGUUUCCGGGGGUACCCAGACAUGCACUACUGAAUUGCAAGCGAACUCCGCGGCGAAUCAAGGUCAUCACUACAAAAGCUACAGCCUGACCGGGCCAAGUGCGAGCCAGCUGUCCCAGUCAGUCAGAGACAGACUGAUGCUCGGGUCACAGAGCUUGCCAAAACCUGGAAGUCCAGAAUUCACGGCGCUGUUUGCGUCAGCUCAUCAUCGAGACCGUGGCGGCAGCGCGGGGCCUGUUACCGCGGGAUUUUCCCCGCGGGUUUUAAAACCCUCUGACGGAAGUCUCAGUGACACUUGCAGCAAUUACGCGGCGCCUGAUAUUCAGAGUUACUAUGCGCCAAACAGUCCCUACGCGACUUCUUGGAUGAGACAUAGUAACACUUAUACUCCCAGUGGAAGAUCUCAAGGUAUGGGACUGUGCGAAGCUGAUAGCGUUGAAUCGUUAGGAUCUCAUAGAACCAGUUUGAGCCACGCGCGAUUGCUGAUGCACCAACGAGACUCGAGUGGGUCGCCAGCACCUCCGCGUCUAAAUAGGAGCAAUUCCAUCAGCCAUCUAAGGGACAGGACUUUCCCAAGGUCGACCAAGAGCGAAAAAAUGUACCCGUCAAUGCUCACCCGGGGCAGUGGAGCGUCUUCAUCAGUCGGCGAAGAAGUUGGUAUCGGGAUCGGAGUCGGCGGUGAGCCCUACUAUAGUGUUCCAGUCGGCUCGGCAGGAUGUGCUGGGCAACAUUGGUCGCAACCUACGUCUCCGACACCUACUCACGCCUCCAGACAGCCGCCUAAUCUUUAUCAGCACGUUCAUAAAGAUGAUGACAUUCAUGGUUCCUCAGUUUCGUUGGUAUCAACAGCCAGCAGUUUGUACAGUUCAGCGGAAGAAAAACAAGCUCACGAGUUAAGAAAAUUACGCCGCGAGUUGCUGGACGCGCAAGAAAAAGUUCACUCGCUAACCAGCCAGCUGUCAACUAACGUGAGUUACAUUUCUUCUCUUAAUUUUAAAAAAAUUUAUCUAAAUCUAAAUCUUGCUUUUAAUCUUAUUAAAUCUUAA